Messenger RNA from Dendroctonus ponderosae (mountain pine beetle), 3272 nucleotides. RefSeq names its product heparan-sulfate 6-O-sulfotransferase 2 (gene Hs6st). The transcript is spliced from 5 exons. The record is from RefSeq and is a predicted model, not a curated record. The coding region runs from base 185 to 1459 and encodes 424 amino acids. Gene Ontology annotation, cellular component: membrane. Gene Ontology annotation, molecular function: heparan sulfate 6-sulfotransferase activity. NCBI's taxonomy places the organism in Eukaryota, Metazoa, Arthropoda, Insecta, Coleoptera, Curculionidae.
AGCGAUGACAAAUGACAAGCCAGUCCAGAAUGUAAUAACAGAGACAAGUACUUGUCUCUGGUAAUAAAUAAUCUACUACUGUCUUUAUCUAUAAUAAUACUAAAUGGAUAUAUAAAUAAUGGCACGGUUGCGGUUUGAACAAAAGUAACAAUCUCAAUUUGAAUCAAGUCCAAUGGAGUGAAUAAUGCGGAACUUGAAAAGCGUAUCCGUUCAGGUACUCGACAGUGAUAUAGCAGUCCUAUUGCCUAAUGGUGUUUACGAAAUUAAACAAAUGGAUCCUAAGUCCCCGAGACUGAAGCAAAUUUGCAUCUUAUGUCUUUUCUUGUGCCUUUUUGGAAUCAUUGGAUUUGGCUAUUUUUGCCCCGAAAAAGUAUGUGCCCUGUCAUCGCGAGAUUCCCUGCCACCCAUGGAAGAUAACUUAGGAAAACCAUUAACGAUUGAAAGUAACAAAAUCGGAUUGAGUUACGAAGACAUGUUGAAUGAUGAUUUUGCCUUUAACUUGGAUUCGCACGAUGUCAUGGUAUUUCUUCAUAUGCAAAAAACAGGUGGUACUUCGUUUGGUAAACAUUUGGUUCAUGAUCUGGAUUUGAAGCGGCCUUGUAAAUGUCCAUUAACAAGGAAGCGUUGCUACUGCUUCCGGCCGCAUUCCAAUCAGAGCUGGUUGUUCAGCCGGUAUACCACAGGCUGGAAAUGUGGCUUACAUGCCGAUUGGACAGAACUGACUGGGUGCGUGGACGAAAAACUGGACGAACUUGAAGACGUAGUCAAACGACGUUAUUUCUAUAUAACGUUACUGAGAGAGCCGGUUGCCAGAUAUUUGUCGGAAUUUCGACAUGUCCGAAGGGGAGCCACUUGGAAGGGCUCUCGUCAUUUCUGCAAAGGCCGGUCAGCCAGUGCUGCAGAAAUUCCCCCUUGCUACAAGAGCGAGAAUUGGGAAGGGGUUGAACUUGAUGAAUUUAUAAAUUGUGAUAGUAAUUUGGCAGCAAAUAGACAAACUAGAAUGUUAGCUGACUUAGCUUUAGUUGGCUGCUAUGACAAGCAAUACAUGCCGAAAGCAGAGCGAGACCGCAUAAUGUUGGCCAGUGCAAAGAAAAACAUUCAGUCCAUGGCUUUUUUCGGUUUAACAGAAUUUCAAAAAAUUUCACAAUAUGUUUUUGAGGAAACCUUCAACCUUCGUUUUGCCAUUCCGUUUGAGCAAAACAACUCCACAGUGUCCAGUUCCACCAUCAUGACGCUAUCGCCAGAACAGUCUACAAAAAUUGUUGAACUGAAUAGUUUGGACAUCGAAUUGUACAGUUAUGCCAAGAAAUUGCUGAUGGAGAGAUUUACGAAACUGAAAUCGAAAGAUGUAGAUUUUGAAGAUCGAUUUAAUCAUUUGGGUGUUUUGAUCGGAAAAUCGAAUCCCUCAGCGUUCGAUUGGGAUAAACUGGACGAUUAUUUGGACGUGGAUCGGAAAUAACAUACGAUACUACUAGACUAGACUUCCAUUAGUCGGCGAAGUUUCGUUUGAUUCUUUCGAAAUGCAUGCUUGUAUUUUUUCCAAUAGUUAUAAUUCCAGUUAUAUGGUAUUAUCCGGUAGAAGCAUAUGGCAGUCUUUUGUCCGUUGACGUUGCAAGCUACUUCCAGCGCUACUCUUAAUCUUCCAAGUGCCAUACGUCAGUUUUUAAGUACCUAGUUAAAUAUGAUUUAAUGUUUAGUUGAGUAAAGAUUAAUAGCUUUAUUAGGUGUGUUCAGAAAAAUCGCCAAAUUGUUGCCCCAAAGACAAGUUUGGACUUAUUUUGAACUCCUAAUGCAAGUUGUUUCCAUUAAGUCAAUUUUUUGUUAAAGUUUAGAGCAGAAGUUCCCAAACUGUGUUCCGCGAAAAUAUUUGCUUGACAUUUCAUACGCCCUCAUGUGGGCUCCAUGGAAAAUGUGGUGACCUUAAAAUUUCGGGAUUUGGAUAGUGUUCUGUUUUCGGAAAAGUUUGGUUUCGAUAGAUCUCUACACAAAUAUAUGUGCAAGAUUUUUAAGCUGCUAAAUUCGACCAUUUUUUACUUUGCCUGUUAGAAUGGACUGACCAUACAAUAUAAGUUUUUUCAAACUUUGAACUCACCAAUUUGUUUUAAACAGAUCAUUUAUCAGUACUUUUUUAAUCGGAGACAAAUUCCACGCUUUCAACAUUAAACAUUUGUUAUAGAAUAGCAAACGUUAUUUGAUCGUCCUUUAUAUUUUUGAGCCGUGCAUAUAUUAUACCUACUUAUAUAAUUGUUGAGAUGAUAAAAAAGUUAUAUAAUUAUAUGAGACAAUAACAUCUUGCUGGUUUUCCAGUACAACUGAAUACCUGCAACAGCUGCAGUUAAGUAUUUAAAAACGUGCAUUUAAUUUUUGACGAUAUAUAUUUUAAACAUGGUACAUAUACAAUAUGAUAUUUCAAUUGUUAGCUUCGAAAUUAGUGUAUGCACCCAAAGUAAGUCAUUUUUUUAUUAUUUAAUACUUCGUUCUCACUUGUCUUUUUGUUUUCGAUUUAAUCUUUUUUUACACAUCGGUAGAGAAAACCGACGGAAAAAUUCACUCAACGCAAUGCAUAAAAUUAAACGGUUUUAAAAAGAAAGUUUGUCGAUGUACUUUCCAAGUAUGCAGUCAAUAAUUAUUUUGUAUACAAAGAGAAAUCAAUUCCAUUCAUAAUUGAUGGAUUCUGAGCACAAAUAGUCAUUUCAAUUAUGAAAUAGUAUUGAAUUGGUACAUCCAAAAGUUGUGUAAAUUUAUUACUAUAACGUUUUGAUUAGCAACUUGCCCUACUUUACUGUAUGAAUACGGAUUUUGGUGCUGGUGUUAAAUGCAACCAAUGAAGAUUUUGCUUGGUGAGACUGAGAUAAAUAAUGCUCUGAAUAUUAAUGUUACUACUUAUUUAAAUUGUGGGUUGUAUGACAUUAACUUUACACGUCGCAAAUUUCGAUUGCUUCAAGCCUAUACCAAAGACUUUUACAUUAUAAAUUAGAUUAUUAUUUUAAUUUAGAUUAUACUACAAUGUUUAGUAAAAUUUCAUAAUUCUGCCAUUAAUUUGCUGUAACAAUGAUUUUUGUAAAUAAGUAAUUAAAACUCGAUAUCACGUAGUGGAGAUUAAAUACAUAAAUCACAACUAUUUUUAAUAUUUAUGUGCUUGACAAUCCUACUUUCUUAAUUUAUUCUUCCAUUAGAUGCCUAAGCACGCAUUUAUUUCUACCGCAGGUGUACUUUCCCCGUUUCAUUAUCACCUAAUUCAUCGAAAAGAAAAUAUAAUUUUUAGUAAAUAA